This is a messenger RNA of Phaethon lepturus (White-tailed tropicbird), 734 nucleotides long. Its product is annotated as butyrophilin subfamily 2 member A2-like. Lineage: Eukaryota; Metazoa; Chordata; Aves; Phaethontiformes; Phaethontidae. Gene Ontology annotation, molecular function: protein binding. The record is from RefSeq and is a predicted model, not a curated record. The annotation marks the transcript as partial. The transcript is spliced from 3 exons.
GAGAUUGCGGCGGCGGUGACGUCGUGGCCGGUCUCGGCAUGAAGGUUUCGUUCCGCCAGCGUUUUCCGCCGGGAGGAGAGGACUUCGCGGGCGCGAUGGCUUUCUUCCUCAAACCGCGGCCGCGCACGUGGGAUCUUGCCCUGGACUACCACACGGCAAAACAGUUUGAAGUGGACGUGACCCUGGAUCCGGCCACGGUGGGUCCUGAGGUGAUCCUCUCGGAGGACCUCAAAGAGGCCACCUGGGGUAGACCCGGACGCCGGUGGCCCGAAGGUCCAGGCCGGUUCGACACGGAUCCGUGCAUGUUGGGCAGUGAGGGCUUCACCUCGGGCCGUCACUACUGGGAGGUGGAGGCCAACGGGCGCUUCUGGGCUGUCGGGGUGGCCCGCGAGUCCCUUCGGCGGAAGGGCCGCGUCCUCUUCAAGCCCAACGCCGAGAUCUGGGGCUUGCAGAAGUACGACGAGCUCUGCGUGGCCCUCACGGCUCCUUCCAACACCUCCGUCCCGCUCCUCGACGGGGAGAUCGGCGUCUACCUGGACUACGAGGUGGGCCAGGUCUCCUUCUACGCCGUCGGCAGCCGCCCAACAACGCGUCUUCACCUUCCCCGUGGCCUCCUUCAGCGGGGAGAGGGUCUUCCCCUACUUCUGCGUGCUCCUCUCCACCAUCAAACUGGCCCCCAGGGGCUGACGCGCCGGCGCAGGGACCCCCCGAAGCCGGUUGGAAACGCUCCUUGA